Gambusia affinis (western mosquitofish) is the source of this 2750-nucleotide messenger RNA. Its product is annotated as gastrula zinc finger protein XlCGF57.1-like. The coding region runs from base 338 to 2050 and encodes 570 amino acids. The transcript is spliced from 2 exons. The record is from RefSeq and is a predicted model, not a curated record. Lineage: Eukaryota; Metazoa; Chordata; Actinopteri; Cyprinodontiformes; Poeciliidae. Gene Ontology annotation, biological process: negative regulation of transcription by RNA polymerase II; regulation of immune system process; regulation of cytokine production.
AAAGUUUCCAGCUGGAGGCGGAACUCAAGGGGCGGUCACUGUUCCUGGUUGAACGCCGUUGAACGUACAUCCGGCGGAAAAACAGAAUACUGCGCUAGCAGCGUUAGCCUCUGUCUAUCGUGUUUUUUGCUGCUUGAGCUGCAUCUAUUAGUAUACUGGACUCUUGGGAAACAGGUGGAGAACCGAGUCCGGUCCGGAAGAACAAGGUGGUUUAAUUGCGGGCGGUUCCGAGAGCGAACGAAACCGAGAGGAGGAUCCAGGAUCUAGUUGGUGCCGCGGAGGAAGCAGAAGCUCUUAGAGACUCUACUGUUGACCCAAAGAUCCCAGAUGACCGGAGAUGAAUAAGGAGCAGGAGGAACCAGAACCACAGCAGAUGAGGGAGACAAAGAAGGAACCAGAAGCUCAACUCAGUGAGGAAGAAGAGGAUGAAGGGUUGCUUGUAGUGAAGCAGGAGAGCAGCAGGUCUCUGUUGAGCCCUGCUGACCUGGGAAUAGUCCAUAUGGAUCCGGAACCGGAGCAGACGAUGGAGAUGAAGGAGGAGCUGGAGGACAUCUGCUGCUAUCAGCAGGUUGUAGUGAAGGAGGAGACCGAAACCUUCAUGAUACCAGUCCAUGACACCAUGGACCCAGAACCAAACCAGAACCAGUUCUUUCCUGAAGCCCAAAACACAGUCAGAACCCAGACAGACCAGAACCCACCUGAGAGAUGUUGGACAUCCAGGAGUCCUGAGGACAACUCAAAGUCCAAGAGACGUAAGACAGAUGUGUCCUGUGACGUGUGUGGUAAAAGUUUCAGGCAGCACAGGUACUUGAUUGCUCACCUGAGGACUCACACAGGUGAGAAGCCUUUUUCAUGUCAGUCUUGUGGGAAAUGUUUCCUCAGGCAGCCGGACCUAACUCUGCACAUGAAAACCCACACUGGCGAGAAACCCUUCCAAUGUCCAGUGUGCGGUAAAGGCUUCAUCCAGAAAACCACCUUAAGUUACCACAUGAGAACGCACACAGGAGAGAGGCCGCACAGCUGUGGAUUUUGUGGUAAAUCCUUCAUACAGAGGAGUGAUUUGACCUGCCAUCUUAGAACUCACACAGGUGAGAAACCAUACCAGUGUGAGGUGUGUCAGAAAUCUUUUGGACACAGCAGUGACUUCACUCGCCACAGGCGGACGCACAUGGCUGAGAAACCUUUCUCAUGUGGGACCUGUGGGAGAGCCUUUAACAAGCAGUCUAAGCUGAGUCGUCACCUGAGAGUUCACACAGGCAGUAAGACAUAUUCCUGUGAGUCAUGUGAUAAAUCUUUCAGGCGGAGUUGUGACUUUGUGCGUCACCUGAGGACUCACACAGGAGAGAAACCAUUUAAUUGUGAAUUGUGUGACAAAUCUUUCAGACAAAAUGGUGACCUGACACGUCACAUGAGAACUCACACAGGUGAGAAGCCGUCUUCAUGUUCAGUGUGUGGUAAAAGCUUCAGUGAGUACAGCAGCAUGCUCAGACACAUGAGGACUCACACUGGGGAGAAACCGUACAUCUGCAAAGUGUGUGGGAAGCUUUUCCGUUUCGGCGGGCAUUUGACCGUUCACUUGAGAACCCACACAGGGGAGAAGCCGUGUUGCUGUAACGUGUGUGGUAAAUCAUUCAGUGACUGCAGCAGCAUGUCCAGACACAUGAGGACUCACACUGGGGAGAAGUCGUAUGCUUGUGAAGUGUGUGAUAAGUCUUUCAGGCAGAGGAACGAUUUGACUCGUCAUCAUAGAACUCACACAGGAGAGAAACCUUUCCAGUGUCUGGCUUGCGGUAAAGGUUUUGUCCAGAAAACAACCUUGCGGUAUCACAUGAUGACCCACACCGGAGAGAAGCCUUACCCCUGUCAGCUAUGCAGCAAAUCCUUCAGACAGAGAAAUGAUCUGACCCGUCACCUUAGAACCCACACAGGAGAGAAACCGUAUAGCUGUGCAUUAUGUGACAAGCCUUUCAGACAGAGUAAUGACUUGGCUCGUCACAUGAAGACUCACACAGGUGAGGAUCUAAACCGUGUGGUUGAUCAGUCAGAUUAAGGUGAACUGAUGUGUGAAGAACUGAACCUAAAGAUGAUCUGGAAAUUUCAAGAUAAACACUUUAUUAUUAUUAAAAGCUGAAAGUUGUUCAGUUUAGAAAAUACUAAGAAACACGGUGCUGCGUUGUUCAGUUAGAGCGCAGCAGCUGCAGUUGUUAGUGUAGUUCUCUGAGGUUCAUUUCCUGGUCUCUGUUUCUUCUCUCUCUUCCUGUUUCCUGUCCAACGAUGGUUCAGUAAAACCCACUAGAGUCAAAAUAUCUGUAAAUGAAUUGAAUUUAUGAACUUUCUCUUUCCACAACUGUCCUGAGAUUGUCUAAGUGCAGCAUUUAUAAUUAAACUGUUAUGGUGAAUAUUUUGACGCUAGAUUAAUUUUUCUCCUGCCAAAUACUGAAGGAAGACACUUAGUUUAAAAUCAUUGCAAUCUUUUAUAAAACUCCUCCAACAUCAAGACGCCGUGGCCCAGCAGUUCAGAGAUGAGUCUGAUCCUCUUUAAUGUCUCAGGAUGACAGUUUUUCUAACUGGUUAAGGUCAGGAAACCAGUGUGACCAGCAGCCAGUCUGGCCAGAGAGCGACUUCACUGGGCGGAGCUCCAUGUGUCUGAACUGGACCUCCUGAGGUUCAGGCUCUGUAACGUUUGAUGUUUUAUAUUGUGUCUUCACUUUAUUAAUCCAUGAAUUAAAUAAGUGAUUAUCAACAGAUAA